CAUGCUCUGAGGUGCGGGGAGUGUCUUGGGUUCCCAGCACUCCCAGUUUGUGAAGCAAAACAGUAAUUGAGAGCUCUGUGGGUUUCCUGAAGUGGCAGAGGUAGCUGUCAGCAGUGUGCUGCUGUCAUGCCUCUCCAGAGCUCAGUGCAAGUACCUGAGGGGGAAUAAAGGCAGCCAAGACUCCGUAAUUAAGCUUAUUGAAGAAUGCAUUGUUGGAGUCUCAAGGGGCUGGCUCACUGCCUACACAAUGUGCUGGAAUUGCAACAUGGAGAUCUAUUCAUCUCCUUGGAAUAAAUGAAGAAAGUGACUAUGAAAGCACAGCAUCUACCUUCUGUUUCCAUCAAUGAGGAGAAGUUCAUAACCAGAGAGCAACUCAGUUCACUUCUGAAGACUUAUAACUCUUACUAUUCUGACCAAGAAAACCUGCAACUGUCACGUACUCAGCGAGAAGGAAGCAAACCAUUUAUUGAAGGAAUCUUGUCAAUAUUUUGGGGCAUCCGACAUCCCAUCCGAUUAAAAAUUCAGGAUGAGAAGCAGAUACCCUCAUUUGUAACCCUAAAGUCUUUGGAGAAUGUGGGUUUGUUCCCUAGUAAAAGGGGAAUGACACGCUGGGGAGAAUUUGAUGACCUCCAUCACAUUAGUGGGGAGACGCUGAAAUCUGCUGAAGAAAAGGCAAACCUUGAGGAAAGUUAUUCCUGUUAUGAAAGCCGCACACUGACACCCAGGAGCCAGCAGGACCAGGACUGUGCCACCCUGUCCCGGGCUGGCAGCACCGUGGUGGCUCUGCGGAGCAGGACCUGGCUACCUGCGAUUGCCAGGGCAGAAGCAGAAACUCACAGGUUUUCAAUUAAUGGCCACUUCUAUAAUCAUGAGACGUCAGUUUUUACUCCAGCUUUUGGAUCAGAAACCAAAAUAAGAAUCAACAGCCAGAUGAGAACAAGACAAGUAAUAGAACAACUGCUUCAGAAGUUUAAGAUAGAAAACAGCCCCCAUGAAUUUGCACUUUAUAUUAUCCACGCGUCUGGAGAAAAGAAGCAACUGAGGAGUGGGGAUGUCCCCUUACUGCACAGACUGCUGCAGGGUCCCUCAGAGAAGAUUGCCAAGUUCUUCCUCAUGGACAGAGAUGUAGAAGAGAUCAGCAGUGAUGUUGCUCAAUAUAUUCAGUUUCAUCUUCCCUUUUUGGAAUCGAUUCUGCAUAGAAUAAAUGAAGAAGAACAACAGGAGAUUCAACAGACAAUUUCAAGGUACCUGAGAGAGAAGAGAUUGAUAUGUCAGCACCUUCACAGUCGAAAUGCUCAAAGAACAGAGACCACAGUUUGAGUUGAAGGGCCUGUUGUGAACACCCCACACUCCUGCCUAAGGAAGGUCAGCACACUGGAGUGAGCAGGAUGGGACCUCAGAGCCCUGACAGUACAGGGGGGUUCUAUGUGCUGAAGCUUCUCUUCAUAAUUAUGCACCUGAAACUGAGCCUGCUCCCCUACAACUCUGGACACGAGUUGGGAACUACCCCAGAAGAUGCAGUAGAUCCCCCAAAAGACUUAAUAUAGCUUAAGAUAGGGGGAAAAUUGCUAUGAAAAGCAUAAGGCUUUAAAACCUACUAAUUUAUAGACCAUUAUGAAAAAUCUGGCAUCUGACAAAACCGCUUCAAUAGCCAGUGUGUUAAUUGUACAGGAAAUAGGAGAAUUAUAUAUAUGGGUUUCCUUCUAUUAGAGAAAUGUUGAAUUACGUUAGAAGUAGAGGUAAAUGGCAAAUGAUAUUUAUGUAUCUAAGGUUGCAGUUAAGCUUCUCACUUAAAUUAAAACCCCCCAAAAUAUCUCUGCAAGAGACUGAAAUCCCUCCGGCUUCAGAACAGCAGAUGUUCAACUUGGUUAAGCUUUGAGCUGUGAUUAGAAAAAUACAAAUGGGAACCUUCCCACCUAAUAGCUUCUCAGUUCCUCAACAAAACGAUGAACUUAUGUCUGCAAUAUCCCUUGAACUGCCAAGUAAGAGCUCAAACUAAACACUUGAAUUUGCUUAUGGGGUCCUGGGAGGCACCUCAGAUUUUUUUGUUGCUGAAACAAAAGAUUCCAAGUUAAUUCCUUAGAUUUUUUUUAAUCUAAAGAUGUAAAUAAGUGGUCUGUGAGGGGUAGACUUCAUGGCCUCAGUGCAGUGUCUGUGCAGUCUACCCUUGUGCAGAGUGCUGGGUCUUCUCCAAAUGGGUCCUGCUUAAUACUAAAGCUCAAACUGUAGUAAUGUAAAUAAAAUCUGACUUGUGCCUGA
This is a messenger RNA of Pezoporus occidentalis (night parrot), 2259 nucleotides long. RefSeq names its product Ras association domain family member 6 (gene RASSF6). The coding region runs from base 295 to 1320 and encodes 341 amino acids. Gene Ontology annotation, biological process: signal transduction. The record is from RefSeq and is a predicted model, not a curated record. Lineage: Eukaryota; Metazoa; Chordata; Aves; Psittaciformes; Psittacidae. The transcript is spliced from 12 exons.